CCGAUCGGCGAGGAAAACCGGGGGUUCAAGUUACUCACCAAGAUGGGGUGGAAGCUGGGGCAGGGCUUGGGGGCAAAGGGGGACGGGAUCACCGUACCGGUGGUCCUGGGCACUCAAGUGGCAACGCUGGGAUUGGGGAAGUCUGCGGAGGACGACAGGUACACGGACGAGGCUGCGAGGGAGCGCAAGAAACUCGACUCAGAGGUGGUGGAGACAGCGGACAUGAAGGCGAAGAGGCUCGAGAAGGCAGUAAGGCAGGAGACUAUUAAGGAGCAAGUGCAGGUGAGAAACCACAAGACUCGAAUAGACGCGCCCAUGUCACCCUUCCCGUGCCACGGGCGACAGCAGCGUCUGCUGCGUCAUUCGAUGGAGGAGACAUGGGCCAACAUGCAUUAAUGCUGUCCUACUACGUGAUGGGGUACUGCGUUGGAGGCAGCGGGACCGACAGUUCUGAUGUGACCACUCCAUGCCGAGGACCCUGACGGCAAGGUCCGCGAUGAGAAAAAACACUGCGGUAGGGUAACUUGGU
Ectocarpus sp. CCAP 1310/34 is the source of this 529-nucleotide messenger RNA. Lineage: Eukaryota; Phaeophyceae; Ectocarpales; Ectocarpaceae. The record is from the annotation of a GenBank genome assembly.